AUGGCAAAGCUCACUGAUCUAUCCAACGAACUGCUUUAUUGCAUCGUCGCGCAUCUUGAAACAGGUCGCUGGUCCGAUGUCAGAGCACUAUGGCGAUCAUGCAAAACAUCCCGCGCGCUGGCAGCUGUUGCGCAACCAGCGCUCUACACCUGCGUGGUACUAGGACAGUCAAUACCUGAAACCAUGAGACCUCUUGAGCUUUUCUUGCGGACCUGUGUCGAAUGCCCCGACCUCGGAAAGAAGACACGAGCGCUCACUAUACAUUACCAUCGACCAAUCCCGCACAACGGACCUGAACUUGUCCGCGAUGCCACUUUCAAGAGCAUAUCGGCAUUAUUGGCAGGUCAGAAUCCCGAAAGCGAACGGAACAUGUUAUUCCAAUCGCUUGUGUUAUACACACUUGCUUGUCUGCCCAAUCUGGGGCAUCUUCGUAUGGAUACACACAAUCUGCCUCCUCGCGGACUGCUGCAAGGGAUGCAUGCGAUGAGAGCUUCGGAUGACGCCUUCCUCGCUAAGUUGCAGACGUUUCAUUUGCACAAGCAUUUCGAUAACCAGCCAAUCAACAUAGUUGACUACAUCCCGCUCCUGCGAUACCCAUCGUUCACUUCAUUCUCUACGGAGAACGAAGUAUCGGCCGGUAGUGAUGUUCAUCCUGCCACGAACGUACUGACACCAUCGGCGAUUGAAUUGUGGUGGAGUCUUGGGCCACUCGCUACAAUGCGACAAGCUCUGGAUGCAUCUCCUCGGUUGGAGACGUUCAAGUUGGUCCUCCCCGAUGGCAGGCGUCAUGGGGGUAUGUUGCCAGACGACAUAGCGAGCCAACCACUCGUCAGUCCACAAGACCUGGGGAUGGCGCUACUGGAAAAGCAUAAGGCAACUCUAAAGACGCUAGAGUUGCACUUUAACUGCUAUUACGACAUGCGCGACGAGGAGUUUCAACAAGACAUGGAAGAGCACGGCGAAGACUCGUUUCACUACGUGUACCCCUCGUUCCGCGAUUUUGAGAUGCUAUCGCACAUAACGAUCCAGUUCGAGAAACUUACCGACCUAUGUCACUUACCAGAGUCAUUGGAAUAUCUGGAGCUGCAGGAUUGCGAUUUCGACGCCGACUUAAGCGAAGACUGCCUUCGUGGUAUGCUAAAGCUGAAGGACACAUGGUGUCCGCUGAUCGAGCAGCUGUCUCUUCAAGGUUUUAAUGUAUCAGAAGCCAUCGACAUGAUACGGGAAGUUGCGAGAUCCUUGGAUUUGCGAAUCUCUGAGUCACUUGGCAAAGGUCUUCUUUCGUUCCCCAACCUCUGA
This is a messenger RNA of Alternaria rosae, 1299 nucleotides long. RefSeq lists its product as uncharacterized. Lineage: Eukaryota; Fungi; Ascomycota; Dothideomycetes; Pleosporales; Pleosporaceae. Bases 1 to 1299 code for a protein of 432 amino acids. The transcript is spliced from 2 exons. The record is from RefSeq and is a predicted model, not a curated record.